CCCGGACAACUUACACUGUGGCACGCCGGCAUACCUGAAAACAUAACACAUGCCCAAUAUUUACAGUCUAUGCACAUGCCGCAUCAGCUGCUGACUUAACUGCACCAUUAAUUAGACAGUUUAAUCGUUAUUAUGAGAGAACUUUCUUUCAUCAGACACGUUUAGUUUUUACAAUGUCGGACGUGUCAGAGAAACCUCUUCAGAACUGGAUCCUUCUGCAUCCCACCUAUCUGCAAAUGCAAAAACUCGAGGUGGAGGACAAAGAACAGAUUCAUGCAGCUUUCCUGGUGUACAUGGAUCUGACUGAGGUGCGUGGGUGGAAAGAAGUGUCUUGUGUCAAGAGUCUUGAGCUACAGCUGGUUUUACUGGAGGGGAGGGAAAAAGAAGGAGCACCUAUACAGACAGUUCUACCUCUGCCUGUUCACCGAUCUCUGACCCACAAAAGCAUUCGACAGGUGCUGGACAGAGGCUUCCCCAUGCUGCUGUGUGCUGUAGCUUCUGACUCCACUCUGGUCUACCAGAGGAUGACUGACGGGCUGGUGACCCCUGACCCUCCUGUUGGACCCUUUCAGGAUGUGGGACGCCGGCAGCAUCGCAAGAGAAGGCAGCAACACUGAGCAGCUGGACUGAGGCGACAUCUUGGCGUUGUCUGUGAACCAUAGAGGAACAGAACGGGUCAGGCAGAUCCACUGCCUGUGUCUGUCUCUGUAAGCCACACUGUACAAAGGUUUGGCUGUGCUGACUUUACAUGGCAGCAGGAGCAAACGGACAGAACCACAGAGCUCCCUGGAAAACAACACUGGCUUCAUCCAACCAGAGAAGAGUUAUUCUCAAACUCUAGAGCUUUUGCAUCUUAACUGGGACGUAGAGAGGUUAACCAAAGAGAGAUUUGAUUUAGUUUUCAAAUGACAUGAAGAGUUAGUUAUGAUGUAAAUUAUGAUUCUGUGUAUAAGUACAUCUUUUCAUCUGUUUCCCUCACCUCUGGUCUUCUGACCCCUCUGAUUGUGACGGUUCUGACAUGAAAACACACACUUACCUGUAGAAGUUUUUUCAAGGAGAGUUGUUUCUUUCAUACACUUCAUAUACACACUCCAGUUGAUCAGUGCCUUCAAGUCGAGCCUUUCACAGAAUCCCAGUGCAUCUACUUACAGUCUUCGUAUUAAUGUCCGAGGUAGCUGCAGGAAAUGAAUUGUUGUAAGUCUGUAAAAAUAAAUUAAAAUAUGAUGAGAUA
Molecule: messenger RNA, 1231 nt
Organism: Labrus mixtus (cuckoo wrasse)
Lineage: Eukaryota; Metazoa; Chordata; Actinopteri; Labriformes; Labridae
Gene: tsen15
Product: TSEN15 tRNA splicing endonuclease subunit
Exons: 4
Coding region: 174-617 (147 amino acids)
Biological process (GO): tRNA splicing, via endonucleolytic cleavage and ligation
Molecular function (GO): nucleic acid binding
Source: RefSeq, a predicted model, not a curated record